This is a messenger RNA of Capronia coronata CBS 617.96, 714 nucleotides long. RefSeq lists its product as uncharacterized. NCBI's taxonomy places the organism in Eukaryota, Fungi, Ascomycota, Eurotiomycetes, Chaetothyriales, Herpotrichiellaceae. The transcript has a single exon. The coding region runs from base 1 to 714 and encodes 237 amino acids. The record is from RefSeq and is a predicted model, not a curated record.
AUGCGUCUCACCACAAGCCAGCUCUUUGACCUCGCGGACCGUGAGCAACAAGGAGGAACUGGUCCCGUUGGCGAUAAGGAGGGUGAUAGCGACGGUGAGCAUGACGACGACGAGCCCGAUCCCGACGUGAUCUACUAUAUCAAGACGACUACACCGCAUAUCCGAGACGUUUCCGUUUCCGGCCCAUACAGCAAAUUGGAGGACGUACUUGAGCAAUUGCUCGUCAAAGUCCGCAUAGCCAAGAGCAAGGAUGCCGAGCGGACUCUAGAUGAGAUGGUCUACAGUGGACAGGCGCCCGCCCUGGUCCAUCUGAGUUGCCCCUUGCCGGACGGGAAUAUCAUGAAGCUCGAGCUUUUGAAGCAAAAGAACCCCGAGGUUGCGAGACACUUGCCUGGAAGUGUCUGGUACAUCAUUGUCGCGACGCCUUUCCUGGACCGCACUGCGCUUGGACGCUCGGGCUGUGUGCCGGUCCAAGACUUGGACCUUUACGAGACGUUUACGACCAAAGAAGCUGCCAACGCCGCGGCCUCCAGGCUCUUGAAGUGGUUGAAAGCUGAAGAGGGAGUGGGCGCGUUGAUGCAGGAAUUGGUUGGGGAUGGGGGCCGGCUGAACGGGUUCGUUAUGUCUGCGGACCGCCGUUCCACGCGUAUGGUUCAGGUCAAUCACGAUGAUGGCCGAAUAAAUCAAGUAGAUGAGCACGGAAACCCUCUAUGA